Arabidopsis lyrata subsp. lyrata is the source of this 1017-nucleotide messenger RNA. RefSeq names its product cytochrome b5 domain-containing protein RLF. Gene Ontology annotation, molecular function: heme binding. The coding region runs from base 183 to 830 and encodes 215 amino acids. The transcript has 4 exons. Lineage: Eukaryota; Viridiplantae; Streptophyta; Magnoliopsida; Brassicales; Brassicaceae. The record is from RefSeq and is a predicted model, not a curated record.
UUAGACCAAUUCGAAUUUGGUAUUUUGAUUGCAGCCUCCAGAGAAGAACACGACUCGUCCAUUCUCAAAUAGAUCUCUCCCUCUUUCGUCGCUCUUUGUUUUUCUUCACUGGUCUUUGUUUCUCCUUCGAUUCUCUGUCUGGAGCAGUCUCAGAUCCACCAGAUUAUUGCUCGAAGCUCAAGAUGGAUUCUACUAGAGAUGAUGAUGAUUUCACAUUCUCAAAAGUCGCGCCACCAGAUAGUGAAGCUGUUCUUGAGGCAAAAGCUCUUGCAUCAGAUGUGGGUAGUAUUACCCUUAAAGAUGCAUUAGAUCAACAAAGCAAUGGUCUUAUUUGGAAAGACAAGUCUCUUCCUCCUAAGGAAGAAACAGUAGGUUCUUUGUCUUUCAAUGUGAUUGAUUCUUCAUCUUUGAAAAAGCAGUCCAAUGAAUCAUCUGAGACUUUCAAAACUCCUGCUAGAAAGCCUAUCACUCGUACCAAAGUUCCUUUUGAAAAAGGUUAUAGCCAAAUGGAUUGGUUGAAACUUACACGAACACAUCCCGAUCUUGCAGGCUUGAAGGGAGAGUCAAACAAGAGGCUUAUUCCAAUGGAUGAAGUAAAGAAGCACCAAUCAGGAGAUUCAAUGUGGACUGUUUUGAAAGGUCGUGUGUACAACAUAUCACCUUAUAUGAAUUUUCAUCCUGGAGGUGUCGAUAUGCUGAUGAAAGCUGUUGGAAGAGACGGUACGCUCUUAUUCAACAAAUACCAUGCUUGGGUCAAUGUUGAUAUGUUACUUGAGAAAUGCCUUGUUGGAGUUUUGGAUGUUACCAAAGUGAAGAAGCAAGAAGCCUAAUUGCUAUUGCUAAAAGGGUUGAGAUUGUCAUAUACUCGUGUAGAGGAUUCAUAAGUCAAUAAGAAUUAUUUUAGUGUUCACAUUCUGUCUGAUUCUUCAGAUGAAAACGCUGAUCACAAUAUGUAAUGUGUAUUAGACUUUUAUACAACUCAUUGAUGUCAAUAUAUAUUCAAAGUUUCCACUGCAA